Fonsecaea nubica is the source of this 2100-nucleotide messenger RNA. RefSeq lists its product as hypothetical. The transcript has a single exon. NCBI's taxonomy places the organism in Eukaryota, Fungi, Ascomycota, Eurotiomycetes, Chaetothyriales, Herpotrichiellaceae. The record is from RefSeq and is a predicted model, not a curated record. The coding region runs from base 1 to 2100 and encodes 699 amino acids.
AUGGUCGGAUAUCGCGACAACGCAGAUGAUCCCGCAUCCGAGACUCUACCUCUCUCGGAUGAAGAGACAGCGCUUGGGGCCCGAAGCCCAGAGUUGCACGUCCAGUCUACCCCGGAUUCACCCUCCUCGACCGCGCUCCCGAUCCCUGUGUGGCUACGAGAAUCGGCCAAUUCCUUCAAGUACAAAUGGGUGCCCCUACCUCUGCGAAAAGCGGGCAGGGCAAUCGUAACAUGGGUAAAGGGUCCGGUUCCUCCCCGAGUUCUCAAGAUUGAGCCAAUAUACCCCAAGAUUCAGCAAGCGCCUAUCAGACUGUUGGAUAGAUAUGCGCCGAAGAAAAAACACCGAGUCAUCCUGCUCAUGGCACUCUACGUUUGCUGGUUUCUUACGUGGUCGCUCAUGCUCAAGAAUCACUCUACCUCUGGGUUCAUCAAGGGAUACGGCAAGCCGAGUAAUCUGUGGUGCGGCGCCAGUUUCUGGAACGAAGGCAAUGGAUGCGGAUUGAAUGGGAAUAUGUGUCGGCCGUUCUCGUCGGCGCAUUUGACCUUCCGCUGUCCUGCGAAUUGCAAAGGCACUCAUCUCCUGGAAGAACACAUUGUUGGGAACCAGUCAUUGCGGUAUCAAGGGUUGGUCGUGGGCGGGCCCAGACCUGACGAACCCGACUCUAUGCCUGUCUAUCGAGCAGACAGUUUUAUAUGCCAGGCCGCCAUUCACGCGGGCAUCGUGACCGAAGCCUCCGGCGGUUGCGGAGUGGCCACGCUCAUCGGAUCUCACACAAACUUCCCGUCCACCAAGGCUAAUGGGAUUGAGAGUACGAGCUUUCUGGGGACAUUCCCGCGAUCGUUCACCUUCCAACGCCUUUCGGCGGCUCAAGCCACAUGCCCUACGGACUCGCGAUGGCCUCUCUUUGUGGUCACGGCUGUGGCGUUGGUUGUUCUCUCCAUAUUCACCACCUCGCCUGCUGUUUUCUUCUUCAGCACCUUCGUGGUCAUGUUUCUCCACGUCGGUCUCGUCUCGGACCCGCCCAAUACCGCGAACGUCUACGAAGCAAUCAGCAAACUGGUGGAACGUCUCCUUCCCGCGUCGUUCAUCACCGUCAUCCUCUAUCGCGUCGCCGCGCUGCCACUGCUCCGCGACCUAACUGCCCAGAUCGAGAAGACGGUGCUGUACUUGGGGUUCUGUUUUAUCGGCGCGCUGAACAACUAUACUUUCGCCCCCCUCAUUCCCAUAGAACGGCUGACACCACGCGACCUGGCACAACCCGGCGCUCCAUUCGCCCUUGCCCUUAUUGUCACCAUCAUCCUGGCCAUCGUCAUUUCGCAAAUCCACUUCAUCCGCAUCUCGGGCAACAUGCCCAAAUACCUCGCCAUCUACGGAGCCAUGGUUCUGACGUUGAUCAUUUUCCUCUUACUACCCAACCUACGACUGAGGAUCCAUCAUUACAUUUUAGCAAUGGUUUUUAUGCCUGGAACAUUCACUCAGACACGCGCCUGUCUAGCCUACCAGGGAUUGUUGCUGGGCCUGUUCAUCAACGGGAUCGCGCGUUGGGGGUUCGCAUCCAUCAUCCAAACCCCCGCUGCGCUGGGGGAAGCGAACGGGGGUGGCGGCAGCGGUUCGCCCGGGUCGUGGUGGGGCGCGAAAUCACCCAAUGUGACAGCCGUCGUGGCGCCAGAUAUCUCCAACAUUACAUUCAACUGGGGGCCACUGCCCAAGGACAGCGGGGUCGACGGCGUGAGCAUCCUGAUCAACGACGUCGAGCGGUGGCGCGGGUACACGGACGAAGAACUAUACUGGGACCCCGAUGGCGUGACGUUGAAGAGACGGCACGAACGGGGCGACACGGACGAUUCCCUGGAACCCGAGUUCUUCAGGUUCGCCUGGAUGAGCGGGUCCGAGACGGGGCUCUACUCGCGCGUCGGACUGUGGGAUGAACACGGACAAUGGCACGGGCCGGAAGAAGGGACCACCAAGAAUAUGGGGGUCGGGGACGAGGAGGACGACGAGGUGAGGAACUACGGAGGACCGUUUGACUUUGUCGACGAGGCCGAGGAGCAAAGAUUGCACGAGGUUGCGGAGCAGCAGCAACAGCAGCAGGAGUUGUAG